Schistosoma rodhaini is the source of this 1461-nucleotide messenger RNA. The record is from the annotation of a GenBank genome assembly. NCBI's taxonomy places the organism in Eukaryota, Metazoa, Platyhelminthes, Trematoda, Strigeidida, Schistosomatidae.
AUGGAUCGGAAGGCAGCAAAUUUUGUUCACUCACAAGCCGUUUCUAGAGACUACAUAUCACAGCCUCGUAUAACUUACAAAACCGUCUCAGGAGUAAAUGGACCUCUCGUCAUACUUGAUGAUGUAAAGUUUCCUAAAUUUGAUGAGAUUGUGAGACUAACUCUUGCUGAUGGUAGUCAGCGAACGGGACAAGUUUUAGAAGUUUGCGGCAAAAGAGCCAUUGUUCAGGUAUUCGAGGGUACUAGUGGCAUUGAUGCGAAGAACACUGUAUGUGAAUUCACAGGAGAUAUCCUCCGUACACCUGUGUCAGAAGAUAUGCUAGGUCGUAUAUUCAAUGGUUCUGGAAAACCAAAAGAUAAAGGUCCAGCAAUCCUUGCAGAAGAUUAUCUCGACAUUCAGGGUCAACCAAUAAAUCCAUGGUCACGCAUUUAUCCAGAAGAAAUGAUCCAAACUGGCAUAUCAAGCAUCGAUGUGAUGAAUUCGAUUGCACGUGGCCAAAAGAUUCCCAUAUUUUCCGCUUCUGGUCUACCUCACGAUGAAAUCGCUGCCCAGAUAUGUCGUCAAGCUGGUCUUGUCAAGUUACCCGGAAAAAGCGUUACAGAUAGUGAUGUAGACAAUUUCGCCAUUGUAUUCGCGGCAAUGGGUGUUAAUAUGGAGACUGCUCGGUUUUUCAUGCAAGAUUUUAAGGAAAAUGGUUCAAUGGAGAAUGUGUGUCUGUUUUUAAAUUUGGCGAACGAUCCAACUAUCGAGCGCAUCAUAACACCUAGAAUCGCUCUUACAACAGCCGAAUAUUUGGCCUAUCAAUGUGAAAAACAUGUGUUAGUUAUCCUUACUGAUAUGAGUUCAUAUGCAGAAGCAUUGCGUGAGGUGUCAGCAGCUCGUGAGGAAGUGCCAGGACGUCGUGGUUUCCCAGGUUAUAUGUACACUGACUUGGCUUCAAUUUACGAGCGAGCUGGUCGGGUCGAAGGUCGAUCAGGGUCAAUCACGCAGAUUCCAAUUCUAACUAUGCCUAAUGAUGAUAUUACUCAUCCUAUUCCUGACUUAACAGGUUAUAUUACAGAGGGUCAAAUUUAUGUUGAUCGUCAAUUACAUAACAGACAGAUCUAUCCUCCAAUCAACGUGUUACCGUCGUUGUCACGUUUGAUGAAAUCUGCCAUUGGUGCGAAUAUGACUCGUGAAGAUCAUUCUGAUGUGUCCAAUCAGUUGUAUGCAUGUUACGCAAUAGGAAAAGAUGUCCAAGCAAUGAAAGCUGUUGUUGGUGAAGAAGCAUUAAGUCCUGAGGACUUACUUUAUUUAGAAUUUCUAACAAAGUUUGAGAAAAAUUUCAUUUCUCAAGGUGCUUAUGAAAACCGUAGUGUAUUCGACUCAUUAGAUGUUGGUUGGGAACUCCUGCGUAUAUUCCCAAAAGAAUUGUUAAAACGAAUUCCAUCAAAAAUAUUAGAAAAAUACUAUCCUCGUUAA